UCAGUUUCAGAAGGGACGCUUCAGACAGACUCUGCAUCGCUGCCGCGAGAAACCGCAAUUGUCAACGAACAGCAGCGUGCAAAUCAUCCUCAACAUUGGAAUCCUGUUACUGAUGGAAGUAUUGACAUAGGAAAAGGGGACGUCAUAGAAGAAGGGAAAGGUGUUCCAACACCGUAUAGUCCUUCAUCUUAUCUGGAGUCAUCAGGAGAAAACGCAUUAAAUGCUGGUCGAACAGACACCGAUGAUACUGGCACAUAUUCUAAUCAAAUGAAGACUGGUGCAUUGACGACAUCUACUUCGAAAUAUAUUGAUCUUCGUCCAAGCAAACCACAUCGAGAUGAUAAAAGUACUGUUUAUCCGUGCAAAGUUGAUUUGAUAAUUGCAAUCGAUUAUCAGCCGAAUAUCAAUGCUAAUCGCGAUCAGACUGCAAAAUUGGUUGCUAGAAUGAUCAAGAAUUGGACGAUAUCAGUGAAUAAAACUCGAAUUGCAAUCGUCUCCUAUGGACUUGAUGAUGGUGUUGGGAUUUAUACCGGNGCGCAAGCGCAGGAUGAACUCCUAUAUUCACUUGAGUCUGGUGGCUAUACUUUUGGCGUUAUCUACACUUUAAGUCGGUAA
Messenger RNA from Anisakis simplex (herring worm), 615 nucleotides. The record is from the annotation of a GenBank genome assembly. Lineage: Eukaryota; Metazoa; Nematoda; Chromadorea; Rhabditida; Anisakidae.